Molecule: messenger RNA, 2465 nt
Organism: Mustela lutreola (European mink)
Lineage: Eukaryota; Metazoa; Chordata; Mammalia; Carnivora; Mustelidae
Gene: IGSF23
Product: immunoglobulin superfamily member 23
Exons: 5
Coding region: 214-1065 (283 amino acids)
Source: RefSeq, a predicted model, not a curated record
CCCUACCCACCACUACCAUUAACCCAGUGAUGGAGAAGAGUGCAGGUCUGGGAGGUGAAUCCCCAGCCAAGAGCAGGAGCCAGGCAGGGAAGCAGGGGUGUGGCCAGGACAGGGGCAGGGCCAAAGUCACAUACUUGACUGUGAAGUCUGGAAGGCCCCACUCCUGACAGGGCGACCUCCCCUGCGCGACGCCACACCUGGACAGAACGCAGCAUGAGGUGUCCUCCGGACGCCAGACCGGGCCACAGCCCUGCCUGGAAGGGGCUACUUCUAACAGGCAUCCUGAUCGCCUCCUGCACCUGUUCUGCCUCCUUGGAGCCGCCCGCCCCUGCAUCUCCAGACGCCCUGACCGAAGGAGCCAGCGCCCGCCUGCCUGUGUCCGGAAGCCCGAAUGAUGUUCUCUCCACUUCUUGGUUCCGAGGGUACAAUGCCCAGCAAGAGACUAUGAUCUUCUCCCCUGAGGGCUUCCCAGGGCCCAAACACACAGGCCAGGAUACGCCGGACACCCAAAGCAGCCUGAUCAUAGUAAACCAGACAGUUCAAGACGCAGUGCUGGAAACCAACAGAGGACGCAGGAGUGCAACAGAGCAGAUAGCUGACCUGGCCAGCUCCAACGGGGUGAUGCUGCUGACAUUUCCCUACGACUCUGAGGGUAUUAUCCAGAGUGACCUAAACUACUCAGUGAUCCUGGAGUGUCUGGCUUCUUCCAUCACCCCCAAACCUGUGCUGCACUGGACCUUCAAUGGGGAGCCCUACCAGACUGGGUCUAGGCUGAUCAUCCGGAGGCUGUCCUGGGAGCACCUGGGCACCUACGUGUGCACAGCCAAGAACAGCCAGGGACAGUACUCCUCCUCUCCGGUGACCCUCGCGCUGCCACAAGACAACGUGGAUCCCACAGACGCUGAGCCCAUCGAGCCAGACCCCGUCCUCUCGGUGUCAGGAGGAGGUGCCAUUGCCCUCCUCUUGGCUGGAAAUGUGGGGGCCGCGAUGCUGAUAGGAGGCAUAGGCUUCAUCAUCGUCCAAAGCAUAAGGUCUAACAGACAAAGAAUACGGUCAUGCUGCUGAAGUGGGCCUUUGUCUGUCAGCAUCAGAGGUGAUCCUGGGAAGGGCAACGAGAGCAUCCUGGGGCUGGACAAGAUGAAGUUCCUGGGGGCUCCAGAUGAGACCUCCUCCGUCCUGAUGAUUUGUCUUGGGAUGUUCCCAUCUUGCUGAGAGUCCCAGAGACUGCCUUUCUCUCCCUCACCCUAGCUGCCGGUGCCCCAUCUGCCUAGCUCAUCAAAUCCCUGGAAGCCACCUACACAAGUAGGCCAUACUUCAUAAAAGUCAUGGGCUGAAAGCAAAGGAUACUUCCUUAAGUGGUUCAAUAAAAACAAAAGGAGGAAUUUAAUAUAAGGAUCUGGGAAGAUUUCCAAAACUAAGGACCUAUCAGUUAGCACUUGCUGUGUAACAAACUACCUCUCCCCGCUCCCAACCCCCAGUUUAAUGGCUUGAAAAGACAGACAUGGGUUUAGCUUACAAUUUUUGUACAAUUUUGGGCUGCGUUCAGCUGAGCCGUUCUUCUGGUCUCUGUUGGGCCCACUCAUGCACCUGUGACGAAUUGGCAGUUUCCCAGGGACUGGCUGGGCUAGGACAAUUGUCUGGAAUAAUUCACCUGUCCUCCACAUCAUCUCUCAUUCUGUAGCAGGCCGACCCAAGCUUGUUCACAUGGCAGAGGGAGGAUUCCAGGAGUAAGAGCACAGGGGCAGUGCCUCUGAGGGCCAAGGUUGAGAAUGGCAGUCAUCAUUCCUGGGGCACCUGGGUGGCUCAGUUUGUUAAGCAUUUGCCUUUGGCUCAGGUCAUGAUCCCAGAGUCCUGGGAUCCCAGAGUCCCUUGUUGGGGCGGUCCCCUAUUCAACAGGAAGUCUGCUUCUCCCCUGACUCGUGCUCUGUCUCUCAAAUACAUAAAAUCUAAAAAAAUAAGUAAAUAAAUUAAAAAUACAUUAAAAAAUCAAAAAAGAAAACCAAGGAUGGCACAUCAUUAUUUCUGCCACAUUCUUCUGGCCAAAGCUAGCCGCGCUGCCAGUCCAGAUUUGAGGGGUGGGAAAAAGGACACCGCCUCUUGGUGAGAAGGAAAGAAUCCAUGGUUCUCUCUCUCUGCCCGUGGGUGCUCAGUGUUUCUCCAUCCAUGUGGGGAAAGACACAAUCCCAUAACUUCUGAGACCACUGAAUUCCUUCGCCUUGUCCCUAAAACCCCUGGAGAAGACAUCCGAUUGGCUCACUCAGGUCAGGUGUCAACCACGGUCCCAUUCCUGUGGCGGAGGUGGGGGCCAGGAGGAUUUGUACAAGCAGAGUUCAGAGGCUCAGCCCUGCCUGUGGGGUUUGUUGCUCAUAAAACUGGGGAGGUUUUGCCUUGUAAACUGAGCAGACACCCCAAAAUGUCUUCUACACAUGCAGUUUAUUUUUGCUCUUUUUCAAAACAAAACAAAA